GUCAGGCUGUGACCCAGCUCCGGAGGAAGAAAGGGGCCGGGUGAGCACAGGGGCUCAACCAGGUGACUGCUGGGCACCGUUGCGGGGACCCGGCCUCCCAGGGCAGCGGCUGACCGGGGGGCGCUGUGGUCGCAACCCGGGAGGGCACCAUCGCUGCUGCCCCGAUGGAGCCCCGCUGCAGGACGCGGACAUGCGGGCAGGGCUCCUGGGGUUACCGCGCGCUGCUCCUCCUGCUACUCCCGUUCCUGCUCCGGACCGCUGGCAGUGUGAUUGCAGGCCGCGCUCCCGGGGUGCUGUCCACCGAGGCCUCCACCGGCCCUGCCAAACCCUGUGCCCCAGGAGCCAGCUGUGCACCCGGAGGGGCUCGCCUUCCCCGCGAGGCCCCCUCACCAACGCCGGGGCCCUCGCCAACGCCGGGGCCCUCUCCAUCGCAGGGGCCUAAGCCGCCGACACUGACAUCUAAGCCACCAACGCCAGCGCUUAAGCCGCCAAUGCCAACGCCACCAGGGGUUGCUACCGCCACUUCCUGGGCCAAGCCUUCCUGCGGCUUGUCAUUUGAAGGAGACCCCCUGCUCCGAGACGCAGAAGCCAUGGCCCGGAGGGCACCUUGGAUGGUCAGCGUGCAGGCCAACAACACUCACCUCUGUGCGGGCACCCUCAUUGCCUCCCGCUGGGUGCUAGUGGUGGCCCAUUGUGUGGCCCAGAACAAUGUGAGCUACACAGUGAGGGUGGGGAGCCCGUGGAUUGAUCAGGUAACCAGGACCACCUCCGACGUCCCGGUGCUGCAGGUCAUCCUGAACCCCAGUUACCAGCCCCAGCGCUACUGGUCCUGGGUCGGCCAGGCCAAUGACAUUGGCCUCCUCAAGCUCCAGCACGAGCUUAACUUCAGCAAUUACGUGUGGCCCAUCUGCCUGCCUGACCUCAACUUCCAGGUGGAAGAGGGUUGCCGCUGCACCGUGAUGGGCUGGGGACUUUCAAAGGCUAAGGGCCUGCAGCCCCAGUUCCGGACCAUCCAGAAGAAGGAAGUCACCAUCCUGAGCAAUGAGGAGUGCGACAGCUUCUACCGCAACUACUCCCACAUCCCGAGUCUAGUCUGGAUCAUCACCUCCCAGAUGAUCUGUGCCUCGGACCCCAGCAGGGAACAGUUCUGCUAUGAGGGGUCGGGUGAGCCCUUAGUGUGUUCCUUGGGGGCCACCUCCUACCUGGUGGGCUUGGUGAGCUGGGGUGCAGGCUGUGAGAAGAACAUGACACCGCCCAUCUUCCUCCGAGUCUCCCCCUACCAGUUCUGGAUCAAGAACCAGCUCAGUGGGCAGCCCCCUCAUCCGGGCGCCCCAUCCCUGGCUCUGCUCCUGGCCCUGCCACUACCCCUCCACCUCCUGGCUGUUCUGUGAUACUGGGCACCAUUAAAUGCUGCUCU
Messenger RNA from Cavia porcellus (domestic guinea pig), 1417 nucleotides. RefSeq names its product probable threonine protease PRSS50. The coding region runs from base 165 to 1391 and encodes 408 amino acids. The transcript has 6 exons. Gene Ontology annotation, biological process: proteolysis. NCBI's taxonomy places the organism in Eukaryota, Metazoa, Chordata, Mammalia, Rodentia, Caviidae. Gene Ontology annotation, cellular component: endoplasmic reticulum. Gene Ontology annotation, molecular function: serine-type endopeptidase activity; threonine-type endopeptidase activity. The record is from RefSeq and is a predicted model, not a curated record.